Molecule: messenger RNA, 518 nt
Organism: Schistosoma turkestanicum
Lineage: Eukaryota; Metazoa; Platyhelminthes; Trematoda; Strigeidida; Schistosomatidae
Source: the annotation of a GenBank genome assembly
UGUAUUUCAAAUCGAAUUCAUUUCCCACCACCGAUCGAUAAGGAACACAAUCACCCCACCUCUUCAUCAUCACCAUCUAGUAAACGACUGCGUUUCCGACUUGACAAUCUAUUGGAGCAUCGUUGUAUAGCCGCUGAGAAUGAUAAAAAAGCUAGUAUGGCUGCAUUGAAUGCUGUGAGUAAAUUGAAAGCUGAAAUUGAAAAUUUAGAAAAACGUCAUCAUGAAGUGUUGGAACGUUUGACUACAUUAGGCACUGAAGCACAACAAGCGCGUACAGCCAAAGCACAAGCUGUCAAAGCUAAACAAAACGCACUUCUAAUUAAACCUGCACCAUCAUCAUUCAUGGUAGGCGGCGGUGGUGCUGCUGGUAAUGUUGUAAUGACCAAUUCCAGAUUGAUUCAUUUGAAUGAAAAUCCAAGUGGUACUGUUAAUCCCAAUGCUGGUAGUUUUAGUACAAGUGGAGGAGGUAAACAAUUAAUACAACAGUCAGUAUUGACGGAUCAAGGUGUUCGUUAUAG